GUCAGCUGAAGAUGAAAAUAGGUUGGGUAAUUCAGGCUGUGAUGUUAAAAUAAGGCAUGUUGUCAAUGAGGGAAUGCUGGCUGCAGAUCCUAUGUCAGUCCUUCAGAGUCCUUCUGAGGCUCCUACAGAGUUGCAGGGGAUAGCACACAGCACACGGCCGGCAAUGACUGUGGCACAACUGACAGCAAAAUAUAAUGCUGCGAGUGGAAUGGAACUUAAGGGUAGUGCAAUGGGAACUGCAAGCUCAAACAUGGGGUGCCACAAUGGAAAUGGAUGCUUAUCUAGACAGAAAAAUUGUGAUUCCAGCUUGUUUUCAGAGAAACUCAAGCCAUGUCAAUUGCAAACAGAUGAAGGUGUACACUGGAACCCCAAGAUUCGCCCCUCAUUCUUGGGUGAAGGGAUCAAAAGAGGUGAGAAUGACUCAACAGAAGAAAAGUCUUCCGUAGAUAUGCCAUUAUUGUGCAGCCAAACAGCAAUGGAAGACAGUUGUUCAAAUGGUGGCUUGAAGAUAAAGCACCAUGCCAGCUGUGAGAAUAAGCAGAAACAUGUCUUUUAUCCUGGACAGUGUUCACAGGAGACUUCCAUUUUCCAUGUUGAAGAUGACUAUCAAUCCUCAACCUUUACUUGUGCAUCAAAUAUGUUAUUUCCAAAAGACUACAUUGGAGAAGGUGUCCACAACAAUAAUUACAGUUGUCCAAGCUUGAAUGUUACACAAGCAGGAUUAGGCACAGACCAAAGAAAGCUGAAGAUGAAACCCUUGACUGUUGCAGGCCAUUUGAUCGAUCGAUUUCCUCUAAAACCUCCCAAUAGCUAUUUUGAAGAUUCAGAUGAUGCCUGUGAUGAAGGGAUGGAAGAUGAAUUUAACCGAAACAAAAAAGAGCGGUCCACUUUGCUGUUUAGAAGAUACAAUAAGAAUAACCGAGAAGUGAAGAAAUCUGUUUAUACAGGAUCCAAAGCACGGACAAGGAGGUUACCAUCAGGACACAUAGGUGCAAAAGCCAGGAAGGCUGUCAGCCAAAAGAGAAACAUUAGUCAUGAUGUCAAAGUUCCUAAGGUUCCCAGUGAGAAACUCCUGAUAUGCCAAGCUAUGCUUCUGAUGGAUAACUGGACCAGACCCAGCAGGUACAAGAUUCAGUAUACACUGAGAGGACCAGGGGCAGUAGAAUCACACGAUUACCUUCUGCAUCCUUUGAGAAAGAUCUUGGCUUCAACGGUCAACAACAGAAGCCCGGGAAGUGGAACUUACCUCAAACUAUGUGCCGAUGGUUCCGUGCCUAAGAUACGUGCCACCUUGUACAGGACCACUGUUUCUGACCACGUGGCUGGCGCUCUGCUAGAAGCAACUGCGGUCACUGGGACAAGGAACACGCUUCUGAGUCCUUCGGGGAUACCCACAGGCAGAGCAAUGCUCAAAGAGCGGCAACUCUGCAUAACCAUGGCUGGCUCAAGCACACUGCCAUCCAAUGUGGCUGGCAUCAGCAAGGAGCUGACGGACCUUCGACACCUGAUCCAAUUCCCUGAAGAAAUUGCCAGUAUUUUGACCGAGCAAGAGCAGGAACUCUAUCGCAAGGUCUUACCGCUUGACUACCUCUGCUUUCUGACCAGGGAUUUAGUAAAUCCCAGUUGCCCCAGCAGACCAUCCCCCCUCAAAACCUCCACCUUGGCACCUGAUCUGGAUAGCAAAAGUAGGGAGCACAAUGCAAUUGAAGACCUGGUGGCAAGAUUUAAUGAGGUGAGCUCCUGGGUGACAUGGCUGAUCCUGACAGCUGGUUCCAUGGAGGAAAAGAGGGAAGUGUUCUCUUACUUGGUCCAUGUGGCCAAGUGUUGCUGGAACAUGGGUAAUUACAACGCAGUGAUGGAAUUCUUGGCAGGCCUCAGGUCUAGGAAAGUUCUGAAGAUGUGGCAAUUUAUGGAUCAGUCUGACAUUGAGACUAUGAGAAGCCUCAAAGAUGCAAUGGCACAACACGAAUCAUCAUCUGAGUACCGGAGAGUGGUAAGCCGUGCUCUAAAUAUCCCCGGGUGCAAAGUGGUUCCCUUUUGUGGAGUCUUUCUGAAGGAGUUGUGUGAUGUCCUGGAUGGUGCAGCCACUUUGAUGAAAUUCCACUCACGCUGCGAUUCUCAGGAGGACACCUUUGAGUUUAUUGCAGACUACAAUGGCCAGGAACAUUUUUUGCAGCGAAUUGGAAAAGAUGGACUCAAUAAUACAGAGAAAGAGUCCACAGUGAAUAACAUUCUCCAGACCAUUCGAAGCUGUAACAGAAGCCUGGAGUGUGAAGAAGGGGAAGAAAGUAGUGGUGAUGGUGGCACUUCAAGGAAGAACUCAUUCAAAGACAGAAGCAAAUAUCAGUUCAUUGUUGGAGAUCUGUCAGAUUCUGAAAGUGAUUCCUUUGAGCAGUCCAGUGAGUUUGACCUGAGUGGGACAGAGGACCAGCAGAAAGCAUUUAAUCAUGAAACAGAACUUAUUCCUUGGUACGUUUUGUCCAUUAGAGCUGACGUCCAUCAGUUUCUUCUGCAAGGGUCCACAGUCAUACAUUAUGACCAGGAGGCUCACCUAUCAGCACGCUGUUUUCUCAAACUGGAAGCUGACAACUGUACUCUGACUUGGUCAAAACCACCUACAGCCAGCCCAACCAAUGCCAAGGUGAAAAGCAUUGUACCGGGUAAUAGUACAGAUCUUGGUAAUACUAAAUUCCAGCUGUAUGGGCAAAUCGCAUUAAAUGGACUUGUAGAAGGUUUCUUGGACAUGUCUGUGGUGAAAGCUGUCUACAUGGGACAUUCAGGAAUUGAUCUUAAUACUGUUUGCAUUCAAAACAAACUUUCCCAUAUGACCCUGGAGGACAAUUGCAUAACGUUGCUGUAUGGGGUCCAUACAACCGAUAAUCGCUUGUUGCACUUUGUGGCUCCUAAGUACACUGCUAAGAUGGUGCAUGAUGGAUUACAGGAAUUAGUGACGGCUGUGAGAAAAAUGAAGAGGUUUCCUGACCAGAGACUGCAGUGGCUGAGGAAGCAGUAUGUCAGCUUGUAUCAGGAGGAAGGCAAGUUUGAGGGACCAACAUUGGCUCAGGUUAUUGAACUCUUUGGAGGCAGACGAUGGAUCACAAGAAACACAGCGACAGCGACUUUGAACAAAAACACAGAAAAAUCCAACCUACAGCGCAACAACACACUGGGAAUGAACACGGCCAAAAAGAUAAAGAAAUCACUCAUCAGGGGAGACAGUGGGGAGAUUACUGAUGAGGAGAUCGGCACACGCAAGGCUCGAAGCUGCAAAGAAUCUCGAAGCAGGAGUGGAUCUGACCCAGCAGACUUUGAUGAACAAGAAGAAUCAGAUUUGACGAUCGCAAUGGCUUCUCCUGGUUCCUGUACGCUUCCUACCAGAGCCCGUUCUCUCACCACUCCAACAUCAACCACAUUAGGCCCUCCAACAUCUACACCAGUGAGACCUGCCUCCUCUCCAGUCCUUUCAACUGUCAGCAAGACCAAAACUGGCACAAGAGGGAGUAACAGCUGGCAUGGACGGGUGAAAGGAGGGCUGAAAGGAUUUCAGGACUUCAUGGUCUCUGAUAGCAACAUGAGUUUUGUUGAGUUCGUCGAACUUUUCAAAUCAUUCAGUGUACGAAGUCGGAAGGACCUGAAGGAUCUUUUUGACCUUUACUCUGUGUCGUGCAAUCGCUCUGGCUCAGAAUCUACCCCACUAUACACAAACCUGACGAUAGAUGACAACAUCACUGGGCUGCAGCCUGACCUAGACCUUUUGACAAGAAAUGUGUCGGAUCUUGGCCUGUUUAUAAAGAGUCGACAGCAAAUAUCAGAUAAUCAGAGACAAAUUUCUGAUUACAUCGCUGCUACCAGCAUUGUGACCAAUCGAGUGGAAAUCGCUUCCCUGGGAGAGAGUGAAAUGGGAAUUCAGCAACUGAAUGACUUCCUGGUCAACUGUCAAGGGGAGAAUCACACCUAUGAUGAAAUUCUCAGCAUUAUUCAGAAAUUUGAGCCAUCUGUCAACAUGCGCCAGCAGGGACUGAUGUCAUUUGAAGGGUUUGCAAGGUUUCUAAUGGACAAGGAGAAUGUUGCUUCAAAGAAUGAUGAAUCUCAAGUUAAUAUUGAGGAUUUACAGUAUCCACUUUCCUACUAUUACAUCGAAUCCUCUCAUAAUACGUACCUUACUGGCCAUCAACUGAAAGGAGAAUCCUCAGUUGAACUUUACAGCCAGGUGCUGUUGCAAGGAUGCCGAAGUGUGGAGCUGGACUGUUGGGAUGGAGAUGAUGGUAUGCCAAUCAUAUAUCAUGGACACACUCUCACCACCAAGAUCCCAUUUAAGGAUGUCAUCGAAUCAAUCAAUCGCAAUGCCUUUGUAAAUUCUGAGAUGCCGGUGAUUUUGUCAAUUGAGAAUCACUGCUCGUUGCCCCAGCAGCGGAAGAUGGCAGAAAUUGUUAAGACUGUAUUUGGAGACAAGCUGGUGACAAAAUUUUUGUUUGAGAGUGAUUUUGCAGAUAAUCCAAUGCUCCCAUCUGUAUGGCAGCUCAAAGGAAAAAUCCUCCUCAAAAACAAAAAACUGAAGGCCCAUCAGACUCCAGUAGAUAUACUUAAACAAAAGGCACAUCAGCUUGCAAACCUGCAAGCACAGUCGAGCAAUGGCAGCCUGACCGGCGCAGGUACCUCCAACAAUGACGAGGAAGAUGAUGAAGAUGAUGAAUACGACUAUGACUAUGAAUCUCUCUCUGACGCUGAUGCCCUUAUUGCUUCCCUCUCCUCUGCCGUGAAUGAUCAAGAAGACAAUAUCCUUGACGAAAGGCCUGAAACCAAACCUUCAAGUGAUAAAUUCCAGUUUGAGUACACAGAAGAAACUCCACGCAGAAUUAAGAAAAUAUCGUCUGAUGCAAUGUUGCUUAGCAAAGAAAAGACAAAGCAAAAAAGAUUUAUUGUUUAUGACAUGGAACUGGGUGAAGAAUUCUACUUGCCUCAAAACAAAAAGGAGAGCAGACAGAUAGCACCUGAACUUUCAGACCUGGUCAUCUACUGUCAGGCCGUCAAGUUUACAGGCCUUUCGACUUUAAAUGCCACAGGAUCAAACAGAGGCAAAGUGAAACCCAACAGGAAGUCUAACAGAAUGAGCCCUGGGGAAUCGAUGACAUCAAUUAAGACAUCUGGGAGAGCAACGUCUUUUGAAGCUAUAAGAAAGAACUGUGAUGAACCACCUUCUCCUCCAUUUAAUCCAACCACCUCUCUCAGCGCUAUCAUCAGAACACCCAAGUGUUAUCACAUAUCGUCAGUGAAUGAGAACACUGCCAAGAGACUGUGCAGGCGCUAUUCCCAGGAAUUGAUCCAACAUACAGUGUGCCAGUUACUCCGAACAUAUCCGGCUGCAACCCGGAUUGACUCCUCGAACCCAUCACCUCUCAUGUUCUGGCUCCAUGGGAUACAGUUGGUUGCUCUCAAUUAUCAAACAGAUGAUCUCCCAAUGCAUCUGAACACCGCCAUGUUUGAAGCCAAUGGUGGAUGCGGUUAUGUGCUAAAAUCGUCAGUUUUAUGGGACAGAAACUGCCGCAUGAACAAUCAGUUUUCUCCUCUAGAACGAAUAGAGAAUAUGAGUCCAUCCUUAUAUUCCUUAACAAUUAUUUCUGGGCAGUAUGUCUGCCCCAGCAACACAUCAGGGAGUCCAUGUAUUGAAAUUGACGUGCUUGGUAUGCCACAGGACAGCAGCCACUUUCGCACUAAACCCAUUCAUCGCAACACUCUGAACCCCAUGUGGAAUGAGCAAUUCUUCUUCCACAUUUACUUUGAAGACCUCGUUUUCUUACGUUUUGCAGUAGUGGAAAAUAACAGCUCCACUGUAACAGCACAAAGAGUGAUCCAGUUAAAAGCACUUAAAGGAGGGUACAGACAUCUACAGCUAAGAAACUCUCAUAAUGAACCUCUGGAGAUAUCCAGUCUCUUCAUUUACAGUCGACGAAUGGAAGAAAACAACUCUGGAAAUCUACCACUGGCAUCAAUGCUGUUUAACACAGAAGACCAAAGAUCUGCUAUCAGUUACCAUGUUACAGUUUAUGGAGUUCCGGGUCCUGAACCAUUCAGCGUUUUUGUUGUCCAUGAGAAGACCACGGCCAGGCAGUUAAUGUACAAAAUUGUAGGCUCAGCAGGUGGCUCAGAGACAGACAUUGCUGACUACUUUCUUCUGGAAGAGAAAACCUCCCUUUCUAAAGAAAAGAGUGAACACAAGAAACAGCCAUUCCAGAGAGUCAUUAGUCCAGAGGAGGAAAUCCUAAAAAUUCCACAAUGUUGGCUUCUAGAGGAAGGAUUUAUUGGAAAAAUUAUCUUUAAAACCAAAGAAGAGCAGGAGCUAAAUCAAAGGAACUUCACAAAUGAAAAACAAGAUGAUGUGAGUUACAACAGCAGCCCAACAGAGGAUGAUAGCUUCUUGGUUCAGGUGCACGAUGUCUCCCCAGAACAGCCUCGUACGGUCAUCAGGGCUUCAAAGUUCAGUACAGCCCAAGACAUUAUUCUGCAGGCAUUGAGUAAAGCCAAAUAUUCUUAUAGCAUCCUGAGCAACCCAAAUCCCAGUGACUAUGUCCUUGUGGAGGAAGUCACAAAAGAGCCAUUAAACAAGAAAUCGUCGAUGGCGAAGCCGGCUCUUCGAAUUCUUUCUGAGAAUGAGUGUGUGUUUGUAGCCCAGAACAGGUGGAAAGGAGCAGGGAAAUUCAUCCUCAAGCUGAAAGAACAAGUGCAGGUUGCGCAGGAGAAGAAGAAAGGUCUUUCUUUUGCUAACGAACUGAAGAGAUUAACAAAAUCAAGCAAACCAAGUCGGAGUUUCUCAAUCCCACUUCAGACAACCUCCCCUGAAAGCAGCCAGAGUAAGGAUGAAAAAGCUGCAUGUAGUGUGUCAUUUGCUGAGAUCAUUGAAUAAAACCUCUUACAUGAUUGCAGCAUGUGACUGCCCAGGCCGUUUUAAAGUUGACUUGGAUAAUUUUUUAGUACUGCUAUCUCAAGAUGAAGCACAGAAGCCUUUAACCAAUGCUGGAGAAGACCAAAAACAAUGUAAUGUUUGUCCCUUCUCUGCUUCCUGUACAGCCCUUUUGAAAAACUGGAAAUUACACAAAUAACUUUUUUUUAAAGAUAACGAAAUCCAAUCUUUGGAAUGAAACACAUCACCCAGUAAGGGUCACACACAGGAGCACGAGUCAGCAACAGGUUUCAAACAAGCGGGCUUGUUUCAAUGUUAAUUGUUCAACCAAGAAAGAAUGUGUGUGAGCAAACAGCCACGACUACUGUUGGACUAUUCAGACACACUUGAGAUGUUGACUUCAAAUUAUACUGGGUAUGAAGACAUACAGGUGCAGAACCUUAAAUUGUUUUAAUUUGCAAGUGUGAUAGUGCACUUUUCAAAACCACUUAUUAGUCAUUUGCAGGUUUUAAAGGUUCCUAUAUCCAAUAUGAACCCAGAUCAUGGUAGAAGCUAGCAUUUUAGUAACAUUAAGCUGAAUUGUCCCAUAUUGUUCAUUUUAGUUGAUGUUUACAAAGUAUUUACAUCUUGAUUUAGGGAAUAAAUCCUUGUAGAAUAUGUUGGAUUCGUGCAUAAAAUAUGAAAAGCAGUGUUAACAUAGAUGUGGAUUAUUUUUACUGGAGUAGAAAAUUGUGUAAAUUUCUAGGUAUAUAAAACUGUGCUAUGAUUGUAUUAAUAUAAUUAUUAGGUUGAAUUAUUUAUUUAAGCAGAGAUUUAACACUGUUUUCAGUUAAAUUUGCUACAUUCUCCUGUUUCAGUUCCAGGUGGUAUAACACAACUUGUAUUUUUAGUUUCAAUUGCUUUACUUUCCUCACGCACGUCUGAUAAUAUAUUCAGUUUAAUUUUUCUUAUAUUAAAAUGAAACCAAACAGUAAAUUUUAAGUACUGAGUCAAUUUCUUUAAUUUUUCAUGAUGUAUUUUCAUUUCUUGCAUCAGUAUGUACUGUUCAUCAAGAGGCAAUAUUUUUAAAGCAAUGUAAUGUACAGAAGUUUUGCCUGCCUCACUACAUGUAAAUGCUCUAAUUAUAUGGCUAGGUGAUAAGAUUGUGAUUUUUGAAACAGAAAACAUUGAACAGUUAUGAAUAGAGCUACAUCAGUGACAAAUCAAAAAUUAACAACAGGACUGAUUGUGGUAAAUGAACCAAAUACCAGACUACCGAAGAUGACCAAAUCAGCAGGAGCAGCAAAACACCCUAAAACAAAACAUCCCUUUAAAGCUGCAGCUGUCAUACUAUAAGUACACCUGACUACGGAAUAACUAAGUAUCAACAAUGAACCUCCAACAAAGAAAAGCAAACUGUAGAAUCGUGGAUAUGACAAAAUAAAAAGGUAUCAUAAUUUGGUUAUAUAUUUAAUUGUUGAAAUGCUUAUAGAUAAAAUCUGUGAAUUGCAAUCAGCUAUUUCAAAAUAUCCAAGUAAAAGCUAACUCUUAAAUACUUAACGUUGCCUCUAUCUCAGCUGUGGAUUAUCUGUUAUUUUUCUUGCACUUUCCAUUUUCUUUUCCCUACUUACUGUUUUGCUCCUUUUCCUUGUUUAAAAAAACAGAACAAUGUGAGAAUUUUAAUUCUUGUUUCUCUCUCUCCACUAGAAAAUCCAAUUAAAACUGGCUGUAUAAUUUUAAUCCACAAGCUAAUUAAUCAAACUAGUUUAAACUGAAACCUUAAGUUGACGGAGCUAUACCCCGGUUGCAAGCAGAUGGAAUAUUAGAUGGAACGUUAGCUAUCUCAGGAUGUGGCUCUCCAUACCAUUUAUUUGUAGAGGUGAAGUUGUAGGUUCUUUCAAUAUAAACUUUCCCAUUUACUUUCUCACAAAAAUUUACUGUUUAGGAGGAAGUUAUCAGAUGACAUUUAACAGGUAAUAGCCCACUUUCCAGUGGG
Molecule: messenger RNA, 8873 nt
Organism: Pristis pectinata (smalltooth sawfish)
Lineage: Eukaryota; Metazoa; Chordata; Chondrichthyes; Rhinopristiformes; Pristidae
Gene: plce1
Product: phospholipase C, epsilon 1
Exons: 33
Coding region: 74-6901 (2275 amino acids)
Biological process (GO): lipid metabolic process; small GTPase-mediated signal transduction; phosphatidylinositol-mediated signaling
Molecular function (GO): guanyl-nucleotide exchange factor activity; phosphatidylinositol-4,5-bisphosphate phospholipase C activity
Source: RefSeq, a predicted model, not a curated record